AAACGGAAGGCUAAUUGUGUUGCAGUUUGUUUCUUCAAUGAUCCUACUUAUUAUUGGGAACAGCCACAUAGAUUGAAACCGUUGAAUAAUAAGAUUAUUGCGGAGUUUUUGAAGAAUGGGUAUAAGACUACUACUAAUGGUGAUCUGGUUAUCGCUUAUGAAGAAGCCAAGGGAUACUCAAGUCUUCAUGAUUUUAUUACGAAUCGAUUUGAACAGGAGGACAGACUAGAUGAAUUGGAAAUUGAGGAGUUGAAGAAAAAUACCAUUGCUCAAGGUGAAGAUCCCUUUGAAGGGAAAUUGAAGGAACCUCGUAAACAGGUCAAAAAUAAUACACCUGCUUCUUCCCCUAAUGUGCCAUCAACAGUGGUCGUGACGGCAACAGUAGCAACAUCUGUACCUGUUAUUCCUCCAACAGCAGUGGAGAAAAGAAAAUUAAAGACUCCUGAAAAGAAUAGUAAAUCUCAACCAGCAAAGAAGAAAAGCAAGCUGGAUCAUGCUAGAAGGAUUGAGAUAUGUAUGCUAUUUCGAAGAAAGAUUCAAAGAAACUUGGUUCAAAGAGAUAACCCUCCAACAGAUGAAGAAAUCCUAGAGACACAUCAGCUAUUAAGAAAAAUAGAAGAAAACCUAGAUAGUGACCCUGCAUUCUUCGAUCUGAAUUCAUUACGAGAAAGUAAACUGCAUAAAUUACUCAAAGUAAUACUCAAUGAUGAUAAUUUAUCAGAAUUUCAUCAAAAUUGUAAAAAAAUAUUAAUGAGUUGGGCAAAUUUAAUUACAGAUUUGAAAUUGGAAAAAGAAAACAAACCAAAAGAAUGA
Vanderwaltozyma polyspora DSM 70294 is the source of this 813-nucleotide messenger RNA. It is a transcript of the gene PDP3, whose product is annotated as Pdp3p. The transcript has a single exon. NCBI's taxonomy places the organism in Eukaryota, Fungi, Ascomycota, Saccharomycetes, Saccharomycetales, Saccharomycetaceae. The annotation marks the transcript as partial. The record is from RefSeq and is a predicted model, not a curated record.